This is a messenger RNA of Peromyscus leucopus (white-footed mouse), 1694 nucleotides long. RefSeq names its product transmembrane protein 45A-like. The transcript is spliced from 6 exons. The record is from RefSeq and is a predicted model, not a curated record. The coding region runs from base 376 to 1254 and encodes 292 amino acids. Lineage: Eukaryota; Metazoa; Chordata; Mammalia; Rodentia; Cricetidae.
GCCAACCGCAGCCCAAGCCAGUGACCCGCCAGGAAAACAGAUGAAGCGCAUCUGGACAGCUGUGCUGAGAAAGUUUGUGGGCCCCUUCCCGGCCUGCCAUCCGCAAGGCACGUCUCCCACGUCGCCUCCUGCUAGCCACUUACUACUUAUUUAUUUUUCCCCAAGAAGCCAUCAGCAAUCCAAACUUGAACCUUUUUCUUCCCGCUACCUCCCCCACCCCAUGCGAGGCGAGGCCACAUCACAUUCAACACAGUUUAAUUUUCAUGAGACAUUGAGAUCAAAAGAGCAGAAACAGCAACAAAAACCCAGCCGCCGUCUGAUCCGAACUGGCAAAGUGGGAGAAGUGGGUGCUGAGUGAACAGACAAAGCUGGGUCAUGGGGAGUUUCAAAGGUCAUGCCCUCCCUGGAACCUUCUUCAUUAUCAUGGGCUUUUGGUGGGUUACAAAGAGUAUUCUGAAAUAUGUCUACAAAAAGCAAACUCGGACCUGCUACCUUAGUUCCAAAACCUUAUUACGUCGAGCAGAGAUUUGGGAAGGAGUUGUUUCGAUCUUCAUGGCUCUUACUGGUAUAGUCGGGGAACAGUUUAUCUCAGGCGGACCCUACCUGAUCCUGUAUAAAGAUGGCCAGUGGAACCAGCUUCUGGGCUGGCAUCAUACAACCAUGUACUUCUUCUUUGGGCUACAGGGUUUAACCCAUAUCUUAUGUUUCACUACCAAUUUCCUUCCGCUUUCCUUAAGCAAGUUAAUGUUAUCAAAUGCCAUCUUUGUGGAGUCGUUUAUCUUCUACAACCACACUCACGGUCGGGAAAUGUUGGAUGUUUUUGUGCACCAGCUUCUGGUCUUUACCACCAUUUUGGCGGGGCUGGUUACCUUCAUGGAAUUCCUCGCAAAGAACAAUGUACUUCUGGAGCUCCUGCGGUCAAGUCUCAUCAUCCUGCAAGGGACCUGGUUCUGGCAGAUUGCUUUUGUCCUGUAUCCCCUCAGUGGAAGCCCUCCAUGGAAUCUGACAGAUAUUGAGAAUAAGAUGUUCCUCACCAUGUGCUUUUCUUGGCAUUAUGCAUCAACCUUUAUCAUCAUUGGAUUAAAUUAUACUUUUAUCACCUGGCUGACAUCUGGGCCUCAUCUUCUUAGGGGCUGGGGAGUCUUCAGCAACAGUACCAGGAUGCAAGGAAAAACUCUACUUCGUGUCCGCUCCCCUCCAGAGCCAGCAGAUGACUACUGUCUCUUCAUGUUUCAAAAGCCUUCAGAUGCCUAAUACAUGGCUUGUCCACUAACAGGUCCCCAGAAACAAGAAACUCCAGUUUUAUUCUCCAGCCUCUCCCAAUCCCCACCACGUGUUGUUCUAAUCUCUUUGACCAGACAGUUAGUGCCCUUUACCUGGUGCAGUCACACUAAACGUCCAUCUCUUCUUUGACACCUUCUGUGAUUCCUCUGGCCCAUGUUGAUCUGUUUCCUGAGCUUCAGUAGUGCUUUGACUUUGAAUAUUGUUACAUAUAAAUUGUGACAUUGACCACUUGCCCCCAUUCGCCUGCCCCCGCAGCUAGACUGUAUCUGCACGUGAAAACAAUCAUUUUCAUAUCCCCAUACCGAAUGGCACAUUUCCAGACAUAUAGUAAGUGCUUAGUUAACAUUUGUUAGCUGUUUACUAGAUUUCUACUUCAAAGGUACUUCAAUACAACCUUCAUUUGUUUGGAA